AUGACUACCACAGCAUCAGAGACCACGCGCCUACACAUCACUCCUUUCACUCCAGAUCUCUUACCCUCUGUACUACCGUCUUCGGUCCGACCGUCUGCAACAGAUAUCUCUUUCCAUAGCAUUCCAACAUUUCCCGAGAACAAUUACGGCUACGUGACACUACCGACAAUGGAAGCGGAUAAGAUCAAAAAGAAACUCAAUGGUUCAAUUCUGAAGGGAAGAAAGUUUAGAGUCGAGACUGCACGGUCGCCGAAACGACAAGAAGUGGAAGUUGAAGCCGACACUGUCAAGUCCACCACCAAGACUACGUCCGACAACGUAUCCAAAAAGCGCAAGGCCCAUGACAACGUUCUCGAUGGAUACGAGCUUCCGUCCGGCCGUCAGGUGAAAAGAGGGUGGACAGAGUCUACCAAUGCCAAGAACGAGAGACGUAAGGGUGAAAAGAUGAAGAAGGGAAAGGAGGAGAAAAAGUCAAAGACCCAAGCAAAAUCGAAGUAUACUGAGAAAUCAGAGUGCCUCUUCCGAACCAAGUUACCCAAGAACCGAUCUGCGUCUCCCGAUGAGAAGCAGGAAAAGCAGGCCAAGAAGAAAAAAAAAUCUCCCCAGGAAUCCGUUGUCCAUGAGUUCGCCACAACUAUCACCCAACCGAGCUUCUUACGGUCGGAAGGAGAUGGAGCAGCACCCACAUCUGCGUUUGAGGAAGGCAAAGGUUGGAUAGACCAUACAGGAAACCUGAAGGAGACGGUUAGUGAUCGUUUGAGAAAAGACCAAUAUCGGCCGGGGCAAGUCGCCGGGGCUAAAGAGAAGCGAAAGUCGGUGAAAGCUCCUACAACGGCGCAGGAGACACAUCUUGAGAAAGCCAAGGAUGACAAAAUUGACUCGGCAGACGAGUCAGAAGAUUGGACUUCUUCUAGUGGGACGACGUCAUCUGAUGACAGCAGAACAGACUCAGAAAGCGAAGACAGCAUGUCGUCUGCAUCUUCUGAAUCAGGCGCAUCUUUCAGCCAAGACGAACAGCAACAAUUACAUACAUUGCCGGUAAAGGGAGAGGCGUCUUCUCCUCCGAAGACUGACGAGCCUGAAGUACCUGGUAGUGCUCCGCCCUCUGCGGAAACGACUCAUGGAACGGCUUCCAAGGAUGUGCACCCCUUAGAAGCCCUUUUCAAGCGGCCAGCUGUCGAAUCUUCAGAUAGCAAACCCGCCCCGGAAACUAACACCCAAUUCAGCUUCUUCGGACAGGACGACAUCGAAUCUGAAGAAGAGGAAGAGCAGAAUAAGGAGCCGCAGACACCCUUCACAAAGAAGGAUCUACUAAGUCGGGGAUUACGAAGUGCUGCUCCUACACCAGACACAGUCUUGAUCAACCGAAAAUUCGAUUGGAACAACGAUGAUUCUGAUGCCAUGGAAGUGACUGAAUACACAGACACUCCCAUUACUAGGUCUGAAACUAAGGCAGGCUUGAAAGAGGAUUCGGAAUUCACCAAAUGGUUUUGGGAGAAUCGUGGAGAUAAUAACCGUGCCUGGAAGAAGCGCCGGCGCGAUGCUGCCAAGGAACAAAGACAACGAGAGAACCGCAGAAAGGGAAUGAAGGGCAAAUCCUGA
Molecule: messenger RNA, 1602 nt
Organism: Aspergillus udagawae
Lineage: Eukaryota; Fungi; Ascomycota; Eurotiomycetes; Eurotiales; Aspergillaceae
Exons: 1
Coding region: 1-1602 (533 amino acids)
Molecular function (GO): nucleic acid binding
Source: RefSeq, a predicted model, not a curated record